Messenger RNA from Cavia porcellus (domestic guinea pig), 2056 nucleotides. Its product is annotated as uricase. Bases 659 to 1603 code for a protein of 314 amino acids. The record is from RefSeq and is a predicted model, not a curated record. The transcript has 8 exons. Gene Ontology annotation, biological process: purine nucleobase catabolic process; urate catabolic process. Gene Ontology annotation, cellular component: peroxisome. NCBI's taxonomy places the organism in Eukaryota, Metazoa, Chordata, Mammalia, Rodentia, Caviidae. Gene Ontology annotation, molecular function: urate oxidase activity.
GCUGUUUGCUGUUCGAGAAUUUUCAGAAUGGGAUGAAUCCUGAGUAACCAUGUGAUUCUGUCACAACAUCCCAGUGUGACUCUGGACAUCUUUGUGCUGUGCUGUUGAUGGGUUUUGCAAAGUCACCAAAAGUUCUGGAAAGCAAAAAGAAAAGUGUGUGUGUGUGUGUGUGUGUGUGUGUUUAUAUCAUUAACUCUUUGGAGUGAACAUGGUGUGUGAUAGUCAGUGGACAGGGGAACUCCAUGCCGACAAGUAGAUGUUACAUUAAAUCUAUUUCAUGUUUUUCCUUUUUGACUGACUCUCUUUAGUGACAGCAAAUGUAUAUGUUUCAUACAUUAAAUAAAAAUGGCAGAGACUUUUGCUUUAAUAAUAACUAGGAUCUGUUAUUUAUAAUAAUCUCUAACUUAAAGAACAAUUGCUACACAGUACUUUAAGGAGUUGCCAGUAAGAGCAAAUUUGAUUGUAUAUUACCAAAAAUGUUGACAUAUUUUUUCUAUCUUCCUGGUUUGGGCCACUCCAUGAAGCAUUUUUAAAAGACCUUGGUGUCUGAUUGGCUGCUAUACAAUCAGGUAAACAUAUUGAUCAUCUACGCUUCUGGUUAAAUAAAAACACUUCAUAAGCUUCUGUUUUGCCCAAAUUAUCCUUGCUCUUUCUUGGAAUGGAAUCUGAAGCUGAAAGCCAAAGGAAAAAAUUCCUUUAUAAUAACGACUAUGAAAAGAAUGAUGAGGUGGAGUUUGUGCGAACUGGCUAUGGGAAGGAUAUGGUAAAAGUUCUUCAUAUUCAACGAGAUGGAAAAUACCACAGCAUUAAAGAGGUGGCAACUUCAGUGCAACUUACCCUGAGUUCCAAAAAAGAUUACCUGCAUGGAGAUAAUUCAGAUAUCAUCCCUACAGACACCAUCAAGAAUACAGUGCAUGUCCUGGCAAAGUUCAAAGGGAUUAAAAGCAUAGAAACUUUUGCUUUGAACAUAUGUCAGUAUUUCCUUUCUUCUUUUUGUCAUGUCAUCCGAGCUCAUGUCUACAUUGAGGAAGUCCCUUGGAAGCGUUUUGAAAAGAAUGGAGCUAAGCAUGUCCACGCAUUUAUUCACACUCCCACUGGAACACACUUCUGUGAGGUGGAGCAGAGGAGGAGUGAGCCUCCAGUCAUUCAUUCUGGAAUCAAAGACCUCAAGGUUUUGAAAACAACCCAGUCUGGAUUUGAAGGAUUCAUCAAGGACCAGUUCACUACCCUCCCCGAGGUGAAGGACCGGUGCUUUGCUACCCAAGUGUACUGCAAGUGGCGCUAUCACCAGAGCAGAGACGUGGAUUUUGAAGCUACUUGGGACACUGUUCGGGACAUUAUCCUGGAAAAAUUUGCUGGGCCCUGUGACAAAGGCGAGUACUCGCCCUCUGUCCAGAAGACCCUCUAUGACAUACAGGUGCUCUCCCUGAGGCAGGUUCCCGAGAUAGAAGACAUUGAAAUCAGCCUGCCAAACAUUCACUACGUUAACAUAGACAUGUCCAAAAUGGGACUGAUCAACAAAGAAGAGGUCCUACUGCCAUUAGACAAUCCAUAUGGCAAAAUUACUGGUACAGUCAAGAGGAAGCUGUCUUCAAAGCUGUGACAUUGUGACCACCAAUAGCAGUCCAUUUUAGCUGAGGAAUUCCUUAAGUCAUUUGUGAUAACCAGCAAUAUGCAAAUAUGCAAAAUUUCAACCCAGCAUAUUAAUUUACAGUAUAUACUUUCUACUCUAUAAAAUAAUUUAUUUCUUUAUACCUAACUCAGCAAAAGGCAUCAUGCAGAUUAUCUUGUUAGUAAUUAUAAUAUGUUUUAUGGAUCGUUUACUUUAAAAAUGCUGAAUAAUAUUAGAACAAUCAUAAAAUGAUAUUUCUUUUGGAUGGUUUUGUUAAUUCCUAUGUUAGAGGAGAUAUUUAAACAUUUUAUUAAAAAUGAUCAUGUAUUAAUGGAGGUCACAUCAAUGAAUAUGAGCACAAGUAUAAAAAACCGCUAUUGGUUUCAUUUUACUGAUGCUUCUAGGUAAUGCAGAAAAUGUAAUUAAACUAUUCUGAAAAUUUCA